Lymnaea stagnalis (great pond snail) is the source of this 1106-nucleotide messenger RNA. Lineage: Eukaryota; Metazoa; Mollusca; Gastropoda; Lymnaeidae. The record is from the annotation of a GenBank genome assembly.
GCUGGCUGGUUUGGCCCUGGGUGCAAAUACCAAUGCCACUGUAAAGAAAACAUAUGUAGACUUGACGGAACUUGUUCGCUGGGCUGUGCCAGGGGAUGGUUCGGUCCUCAGUGUCAGUACGGUGAGUGAAUCGUUUGUUCUAUCCGAAUGUAUGUGCAUGAUUGAACCAUAUAUGACGCGCAUGCGGAUAAAGAAAUAGUAAAAUUAAACGUCAUGCUAUGUGUUCAUAUGUCUAAAUUUAAACAUAAAAGUGCUCCUGGUGUGGCAGGACAAAAAGCAGUUGACUUCUGGGUGAUGUAAAUUGUGAAAUUAUAUUUAAUAUUAUAAAUUACCCCUAAAAUUAAAAAAAAAUAAUAAUAAUGAAAGACCUUGUGCAAAACAUUGCACUCGGCAUUCUAAACAAGGCAAUUGUGUGCAACAGUUCAAAUAAGACUCCAAGUUAUUUUGUUUAGGAAAAAAAAAAACUUAAUUCCCUUGACCUUAUGCAAAUAUUUUUACAAUUUUAUCCUGAUAAUUAAUUAUUUCACGAUGUCUCUUGUACAAUUUUUACCUUAAAGAUGUUUCAGUAAGGUGUCAACUAUUUUAAAAGAUACACUAGAGCAUUCCCAGAUGGUGUCAGUCAAGGAGAUCGCCCUACCCGUCAUGUGUUUUAGGGGAAGGGGGGAGGUUUUUGUUUUUUUGCGUGCGUCUUUUACUUUGUUAAAAAUGCAUUUUUCUAAAACCAAGUAAUAAUCAAAUCAUACUACAACUGUCGUGAAAAUUAUAUGUGGGAGAUGAAGUGUUCAAAGUAUAAUGGGGUGGUUUUUUUUCAGUUAAAGUUAGGGGCGCUUGAGAAAGAGAAUGUAUUUUUAAUUGAAGUACCAUAACACAAAGUUCCCUAGAUCAUAGACGACCAGUCAAGUUAAAUGACUAUUUACGACAGUUCUGUAUAGUUACAAGAACGUAAAAGAAAAUAUCAUUAAGUUCUGUUUUCAGAAGAUAUUGGGCCAACCCUUGGAAAUAGUUUCCAACAAUUAUUCGAUGGAGACGACGCAUCAUGCAUUAGAGUAACAGAAGGUACAAUAUAUUUGAAAACAGAAAUAGCCUUUACCUGGAUGAGGCUGCAA